This is a messenger RNA of Gasterosteus aculeatus aculeatus (three-spined stickleback), 2585 nucleotides long. It is a transcript of the gene klhdc8a, whose product is annotated as kelch domain containing 8A. Gene Ontology annotation, molecular function: protein binding. The record is from RefSeq and is a predicted model, not a curated record. Lineage: Eukaryota; Metazoa; Chordata; Actinopteri; Perciformes; Gasterosteidae.
AGAUAACGGCGACACGUCGGGCUCGGAGAGCGUCGCUGCGUCGCGGUGCCGCCCGCUCCUCCGCCGCGCGCUGCCGCCGCGGCGGGAGCCGUUGACGGCGCGCGCAUCGCAUCUUCCUCCGGCCGAGGACCAAAAAACUGACCGUCCCCGGGCUCGCUGGCAGGAGGGGGGGGGGGGAGAGAGGAUAAGCGCCGCGCACCGAGAGAGGGGCGAUGGAAACGGGGGAACAGGUGACCGAAUCGCAGCGCUGAGAAAUCGUCGAGGGGGUUUUCCUGCCCGGGAGUCCGACCCUGAAGGGCCCGGCGUGAGGCGGAGCGCCCUCCCCAGGAGAAGAGAGCCUCGCUCGGCCUGUAAUUGAUCCGACCCUCCUGCCGCUCACCUCCACUGAUUACAGAACCGCUCCCUCAUCCCGGCGGUGGGGGUGGGGGGGAGUGGGAACCUCCAUCCCCUCAGCUCCUGCCGAUCAAUCAAAAACCUCCCUGACUCUGGCCUCCCCCGUCGGCCCCCCCUGAGUCCCCCUGCCCCACCCCCUCCCCGGGGCGCCGCGGCCAUGGCCGUGCCUUCAGCCCACGAGUUCCACUGGCAGAGCCUGGCGCGACUGCCCAGCGGCCGCGUCUACCACACUCUGUCCGAGGUGGGGGGGCAGAUGUACGUGCUGGGGGGCUGCGACGCUGCCGGGAGGCCCUGCCCGUCCCUGGAUCUCUACUCGCCCGAGGGCGACCGCUGGAUGAGCCUGCCCCCCAUGCCCACCCCGCGCGCCGGGGCGGCCGUGGUCGUGCUGGGAAAGCAGAUCCUUGUGGUGGGCGGGGUGGGGGAGGACCAGAGCCCCCUGAAGGUGGUGGAGAUGUACAACACGGAGGAAGGCAGGUGGAGGAAGAGAAGCGCCCUGCGGGAGGCCCUGAUGGGCCUGUCCAUCACCCUGCGAGAUGGCCGGGCGCUGGCUGUGGGGGGAAUGGGUGCCGACCUGCUCCCUCGUAGCAUCCUGCAGCAGUACGACCUUCGAAAGGACGUGUGGGCACUGCUUCCUCCCAUGCCGACCCCUCGCUACGACGCCAACACGCAUCUGCUGGGCAACAAGCUCUACGUAGCAGGCGGGCGUCAGUGUAAGCGACCCGUGGAGGCCUUCGAGGUGUAUGAUGCAGAGACGCGCUCUUGGACCACACUACCCAGCAUGCCUUGUAAACGGGCGUACGGGGGCGUGAAAUGGGACGCGGCCGGGAGGCUGUGUCUGCCCGGAGGACUGCGGCAGGGAGGAGGAUACCAGAGCUCCAAGUUCACCAAGAACGUGAACAUUUUUGACACCAACCAAGGCGCCUGGUUGAAGUCGGACGAGACGGUGACGAUGAAAACAAAGAGGGCUGACUUCGCCGCCGCUUUCCUGCGCGGCCGGGUGGUUGUAGCCGGAGGACUCGGUCACGAGCCUCUGGCGCUGGACACGGUGGAGGCCUUCCACCCGCAGAAGAAGAAAUGGGAGAGGCUGGCCCCAAUGAACUUCCCCCGAUGCUCCACCUCCUCCAUCGUCAUCAGAGACCGCCUCCUGGUGGUGGGAGGGGUCAACCAGGUUCCCAGCUCGGCCCACGAGAUCCUGUACGUAAAAGAAGAGGAGUACCUGUAAUUGAAAGCAGGGAUUCCGCUGUACGAGCCUCUCACGCGGCGGCACUGAAGAGGAACAGAGAUGAAGUCAGAGCGAAAGCCCUUCAGGUGUACAGUAACAGACUGCAGCGCCCCCUGCUGGGGCUGUACGGACACUGAGCCCACCUCCAUAAUAUGAAAGCACACACACACUGGAGGAGCUGGCUCUUUCUUUUUACCGUCGUCGUAUGUUGGAGCACAUCUGUUACGUUGCCGUGCCAACAGGGAGAAGAUUAGCUCGUGCGUCCGGCGAUGUGGACGCAUGGACCAGCUGUUUUAUGGCACAUAUGCAUUUUAAUGUUUGAUAGAUUCAAGGUUUCCUUUCACUCCGAGGACGGUUUCAGAUGUACUGUAAGAACACUUGCACUAAAGCGACAUUAACACUGAGUUACCACCACUCCUCUCUCGUGCAUUGUGGGGGAUUGCACUGGGAAGCAUGUAACAGUGUUGUAACGGUGCACAUCUGUUUCUGUGCCGUAACAGUGCACACCUGUGGGUACGAUAGCCUCAAUGUGAUGCAUUUCAUGUAUUAAAGGGCAAUAUGCUGCUUGUUGAAAGCUGCUGUUGUAGGCAAAGAAACAGAUCGGGUACGACUCCGACUGAUUGUAGAACACGUAGAAUUCCUGCAGCAAUACCGUUGUUUCUUCAGUGUUCCUUUAGUACCGUGCUGUGGCGACCAUCAGUUACUCAGGUAGUGACGUUACACACUCGAUGCAGAGACGAUCUGCCGGCUGGUGUGAGGUCGUCGCCGUGCAAGAUGUACGAAAUGUGUGAACUGUUCCAUUGUGUUUCAUCCCUCAGCAUGAUGCAUUUCUGAUUUCCGUGUUAUUGGAGAUAGCCGUAGUCUUAUACAGUGGAAUAAAUGGGCUCUGUGGUUUGUAUUGCACUUGUCCUCCACUAGAUGGCGGUAUUUACUCACGUGAGAUCUGCAGAGUAAAACUGAUAUUAAUACA